CUAUCACCUGUGGUUGGUUGUUUGUUACCUGUGUCCAAUAUCCAUACAAUUCAGUUCACAACCAAUGUGUUUGGUUAUACAGUGGCCUGUGUUAAAGCCUUUCUUUUGUUGCUGAACAUCCUCAAAAGAACUAAGGAUGGCACCAGGAAAGGUGCCGUCUCAGGUGAACCAAAAUAACAGAACACAACGGUUUCCGUCGCUGAGAAAAUGUGCAUCUAUGUCUGUCUGUCUGGAACACGCCCUCCGGUUUCUCUCAUCCCAUAUCAUCAACAACCACGUUCCUCCUCUGUAUUCAGUGGGGAGACAUGAGAGUGGCCGGCUGGCGCGGUCUAGGACAGUGAAAAUUCCACAACGAGACGUUUCGAAGGAGCAGGCAGCAAGAUCUGCAUUCUCAAGUUGAAAGCGCAUGUUUCGGUUCUGGGUCGCAAAUCUACAGCCAACACAUACAAGGAUAUCCUAUCCAAGGAGCUGCCUUGUGAAGGCUGGGGGUGCGGGACGAGCUACACAGAUGGGAAAGACAGGAGAAGAGACAGGGGCCGAUGGCAGCAUGGUGUCUAUCGCUGACUACUAUGCAGGCAAGAAUGUGCUGAUCACUGGCGCCACGGGCUUCAUGGGCAAGGUGCUGGUGGAGAAACUGCUGCGGUCCUGUCCAGAGGUCCAAACCCUCUACCUCCUGGUCAGACCCAAGGCUGGACAGUCCAUGCAGGAACGGGUCAGUGACAUGAUGAAGUGCAAGCUGUUUGACCGCGUGAGGGAGGACAACCCAGACUUCCACCAGAAGAUAGUUCCUAUCUGCAGUGAGUUGACACAGCCUGCCCUGGCCAUCAGUCCUGAGGACGUAGAGAGACUGACCUCCUGCGUCAACAUCAUCUUCCACUGUGCUGCCACCAUCCGCUUCGACGAACCCCUCAAACACGCCCUGCAGCUGAAUGUGAUUGCCACGCAGCAGCUCCUGAAUCUGGCCCAGCAGAUGCACCACCUCCAGGCCUUCAUCCACAUCUCCACAGCCUACGCCAACUGCAACCGCAAGCACAUCGACGAGAUCAUCUACCCACCGCCUGUAGAACCCAAGAAGCUCAUCGACUCCCUGGAGUGGAUGGAGGACAGCAUCGUCCGUGACAUCACGCCGCGCCUCAUCGGGGACCGCCCCAACACCUACACCUACACCAAAGCCCUGGCAGAGUGCGUGGUUCAGAAGGAGAGCAGCAAGCUCAGCAUCGGCAUCAUCAGACCCUCCAUAGUGGGAGCCAGCUGGCAGGAGCCUUUCCCUGGUUGGAUCGACAACUUCAAUGGACCAAGCGGAGUCUUCAUCGCUGCGGGGAAGGGCAUCCUGCGCACCAUGAGAGCCAACAAUGAUGCGGUGGCGGACCUCAUCCCUGUGGACGUGGUCAUCAACCUGACCCUGGCCGCUGGCUGGUACACGGCAGUGCACAGACCCAAAGCAGCCCUGGUUUACAACUGCACUACAGGUGGCAUCAACCCUUUCCACUGGGGAGAGAUCGAGCACCAUGUGAUGUCCAGCUUCAAGAGGAACCCUCUGGAGCAGGCUUUCAGAAGGCCCAACGCCAACAUCACCUCCAACUACCUGAUGAACCAGUAUUGGGUCCUGGUCAGCCACAAGUUCCCUGCCCUCAUCUACGACCUCUACCUGAGACUGUCUGGACAGAAGCCCCAGAUGAUGCGUAUCUUCAACCGGCUGCACAAGGCCAUCGGCCUGCUGGAGUACUUCAGCAGUCAGGACUGGGAGUGGAACUCAGAGAACAUGAACAUGCUGAUGAGCCACCUCAGCCCCGAGGACAGGAAGACAUUCAACUUUGACGUGCGUCAGCUGAACUGGCCAGAGUACAUAGAGAACUACUGCAUCGGCACCAAGAAGUACGUUCUGAAUGAAGACAUGUCCGACAUCCCUGCAGCCAGGCAACACCUCAGGAAGCUGAGGAACAUCCGCUACACAUUCAACACUCUACUGCUGGUCUUCAUCUGGAGGGUGUUCAUCGCCCGCUCCCAGAUGGCUAGGAACAUCUGGUACUUUGUGGUCAGCCUCUGCUUCAAGUUCCUCUCUUACUUCAGGGCCUCCAGCACACUCACCAACUGAUGACCAACUGACCAUUGACCAGCUGAACGCCCUGCUCGCCUCCUCAACCAGACCACACCCCUCAGACCUCCAGCAGCAUCCAACCCCACUCCUCAACCAGACCUCACCCCUCAGACCAGCAGCACCCAACCCCACUCCUCAACCAGACCUCACCCCUCAGACCUCCAGCAGCACCCAACCCCACUCCUCAACCAGACCUCACCCCUCAGACCUCCAGCAGCACCCAACCCCACUCCUCAACCAGACCUCACCCCUCAGACCAGCAGCACCCAACCCCACUCCUCACCCAGACCUCACCCCUCAGACCUCCAGCAGCACACAACCCCACUCCUCAAACAGACCUCACUCCUCAGACCUCCAGCAGCACACAACCCCACUCCUCAACCAGACCACAUCCCUCAGACCAGCAGCACACAACCCCACUCCUCAACCAGACCUCACCCCUCAGACCUCCAGUAGCACACAACCCCACUCCUCAACCAGACCCCUCAGACCAGCAGCACACAACCCCACUCCUCAACCAGACCACACCCCUCAGACCAGCAGCACACAACCCCACUCCUCAACCAGACCACACCCCUCAGACCAGCAGCACACAACCCCACUCCUCAACCAGACCACACCCCUCAGACCAGCAGCACACAACCCCACUCCUCAACCAGACCACACCCCUCAGACCUCCAGCGGCACACAACCCCACUCCUCAACCAGACCACACCCCUCAGACCUCCAGCGGCACACAACCCCACUCCUCAACCAGACCACACCACUCAGACCUCCAGCGGCACACAACCCCACUCCUCAACCAGACCACACCCCUCAGACCUCCAGCGGCACACAGCCCCACUCCUCAACCAGACCACACCCCUCAGACCUCCAGCGGCACACAACCCCACUCCUCAACCAGACCACACCCCUCAGACCUCCAGCAGCACCCAACCCCACUCCUCACCCAGACCUCACCCCUCAGACCUCCAGCAGCACCCAACCCCACUCCUCACCCAGACCUCACUCCUCAGACCUCCAGCAGCACAUAACCCCACUCCUCAACCAGACACUGUCCCUUCUGACCCUGUUUUACGUCAUACAGUAAAACCACUAAGUGUUUUUAUUUUCUAACUAUGGCUUUUCUUAAAGCGACAGAUUACAUAUGCAACAAUAAACCCAUUGUAUACUCUCCCCACGUUUUUAUUCAUAGUUUACGUCCUCCCCAACCCAGAUACAAUGUCUUGGAAUAGAGGAUUUUUGAAAUACUAUAUGUCAGGCCUCCACUGAAAGACAAUUUCUGUACAUUGACUCUUAAUGUGUGAAUCCUGAGAUAUCCAUGACCUCUCUUCUUCCAUGGGCGAUGUGUUUUUACCUUGUAUUGGUUUGUACUGACAGAAUAUUUGGGAACCUGUACUCUGUAGCGAGACCAGCUAAGGAUAUCCGAGAGUAACUUCAGUGUUGAUCACAUUAAGGGCUCUAUUCAAUCUGUGAAGUUGAAGCGCUACAGACUCUGCGAUAUAAAUUGAAAAGGUCAUUUCCAAUUGAGCCAAAACAUGCAGCUUUUACCGUGAAUGCAGUCUGCAAAAGCAGGAACAUUCCCCUUGUUUCAAUCAUGCUGUAAAGCUGAACUUAUGUGAUGCGGAUUGAAUGGAGCCCUAAAUCUUGACCACUGAAGACUGCUCCUGUAGUACUACUAACAUCUGACCUGGUUGACGACUACUCAAUAUUGACAUCAGUAUGUUUGACAUAACGCAUAAGACACUUUUUGUUUUACUGUUUGUCCACUUUUUGCCUGUUUUGUACAGCAGUUUAUAUGGAAACUAAGUUUACUAUUUUUUCAUCUUUAUAAAUAAUUGCGUCAAACUAAGGCUUGUCUUAAGUGGUACGGCACAUUCGGAAAGUAUUCAGACCUUGACUUUUUCCAAAUUUUGUUAAAUUACAGCCUUGUUCUAAAAUUGGUUAAAUAAAUGUUUUUCCUCAAUCUACACACAAUACCAAAGCGAAAACAGGUUUAGACAUUUUUGAAAAUGUAUUAAAUAAAAAACAGAAAUACCCUAUUUACAUAAGUAUUCAGACAUUUGCUAUGAGACUCAAAAUUGAGCUCAGGUGCAUCCUGUUUCCCAUGAUCAUCCUUGAGAUGUUUCUACAACAUGGAGUCCACCUGUGGUAAAUUCAAUUGAUUGGACAUGAUUUGGAAAGGCACACAACUGUCUAAAGGUCCCACAGUUGACAGUGCAUGUCAGAGCAAAAACCAAGCCAUGAGGUCGAAGGAAUUGUCCGUAGAGCUCUGAGACGGGAUUGUGUUGAGGCACAGAUCUGGGGAAGGGUACCAAUUGAAGGUCCCCAAGAACACAGUGGCCUCCAUCAUUCUUAAAUGGAAGAAGUUUGGAAGCACCAAAACUCUUCCUAGAUCUGGCUGCCCAGUAAUCGUCACGUCUGGAGGAAACCUGGCACUAUCCCUACGGUGAAGCAUGGUGGUGGCAGCAUUAUGCUGUGGGGAUGUUUUUUAGUGGCAGGGACUGGGAGACUAGUCAGGAUAGAAGGAAAGAGGAAUGGAGAAGUACAGAGAUCCUUGAUGAAAAACCUGCUCCAGAGCGCUCAGAACAUCAGAUUGGGGCCAAGGUUCACCUUCCAACAGGACAACGACCCUAAGCACACAGCCAAGACAAUGCAGGAGUGGCUUUGGGACAAGUCUCUGAAAUGUCCGUGGCCCAGCCAGAGCCCGGACUUGAACCCGAUCAAACAUCUCUGGAGAGACCUGAAAAUAGCUGUGCAGCAACGCUCCCCAUCCAACCUGACAGAGCUUGAUAGGAUCUGCAGAGCAGAAUGGGAGAAGCUUCCCAAAUACAGGUGUGCCAAGCUUGUAGCGUCAUACCCAAGAAGGCUGUAAUCGCUGCCAAAGGUGCUUCAACAAAGUACUGAGUAAAGGGUCUGAAUAUUUAUGUAAAUGUGAUACUUCAGUUUUUAUAAAUUUGCUCAAAUUUAUAAAGACCUGUUUUUGCUUUGUCAUUAUGGGGUAGUGUGUGUAGUUUAAUCAAUUUAAGAACAAGGCUGUAAUGUAACAAAGUGUGGAAAAAGUCAAGGGGUCUGAAUACUUUCCGAAUGCACUGUAGAUGGUGACAGUAUCAUAUAUAAACAAGUUUAGAAGAUGUGUAAAUAGUUCUAUAUUAUUUUUCUAGUCGACUUAAACGAGUAGUAUUCUUGAGGGUUGAUUCUGCAGGAGUCUGACUCUACCACAGAGCUCCCCAGACUAGAUCUGAAGUGUUACUUGUGGCAGACAGCAGCAGUCCAUUUUUUAAUGAGAUGAUACAUCUAUAUACAGUAUCAAUGGUAGAAGUCUUGACUAAAUGUACCUCAAAUCCUCCCUCUGGAAAAACAUGUUUCUAUGUGAGCCAGUAAUGCUCUGCAACAAUAGUGACCGUCCUUUCCUAAAUUCAGUAAGGGACUAUGAACCAAAUGCAUGCCCAACACAGAAAAUGGCUUUUCCUCUACAAUGAAGUUGAACAAAAUGUCUUGCUUUUUAUGGAUCUUGGCAUCUGUCAUGUUGAUAACAAAGCAGUGUCUUUGUUAUGAUACAUAGUGGAAGCAGGGCACUGUGGGUAGAUCAGAAAAGGUAGAUCAGUGCUAACUGGGCAGUGUUCUGUGAACUGCAACACUUACGACUUUGUUUAUUUUGUUGAAUUUUCCUUUUUCAAAUGUAAUUGGCAAAUGUUAAAUGACCCUCUAUUCCUGCUCUGAAAACACAAAGUUUGUUUGGCAAAACAUAAAUAAACCAAAAGACAAAUUGG
Molecule: messenger RNA, 5871 nt
Organism: Oncorhynchus masou masou (cherry salmon)
Lineage: Eukaryota; Metazoa; Chordata; Actinopteri; Salmoniformes; Salmonidae
Product: fatty acyl-CoA reductase 1-like
Exons: 12
Coding region: 407-2095 (562 amino acids)
Biological process (GO): long-chain fatty-acyl-CoA metabolic process
Cellular component (GO): peroxisome
Molecular function (GO): alcohol-forming very long-chain fatty acyl-CoA reductase (NADP+) activity
Source: RefSeq, a predicted model, not a curated record